CUCUGACAGCCAGCCCACGACCGACCACCGACCGACCACCGAAACCAUCACCACACCCAACGAUCAAGAUGGUUCGCUACGCCGCUCAAGAGAUCGCCCCCGCGAAGUCGGCCCGCGCGCGCGGUGCCUACCUCCGUGUGUCCUUCAAGAACACCCGUGAGACCGCCCAGGCCAUCAACGGCUGGAAGCUCCAGCGCGCCGUCACCUUCCUCGAGAACGUCUCCGAGAAGAAGGAGGCUGUCCCCUUCCGCCGCUACGCCGGCUCCAUCGGCCGCACCGCCCAGGGCAAGGCCUUCGGCGUCACCAAGGCCCGCUGGCCCGUCAAGUCCGCCGAGUUCCUCCUCGGCCUCCUCAAGAACGCCGAGUCCAACGCCGACGCCAAGGGCCUCGACACCGGCAACCUCGUCGUCAAGCACAUCCAGGUCAACCAGGCCCCCAAGCAACGGAGACGCACAUACCGUGCCCACGGUCGCAUUAACCCCUACAUGUCCAACCCCUGCCACAUCGAGCUCAUCCUCACCGAGGGCGAGGAGGUCGUCCAGAAGUCCGAGGCCGUCGCCGGUCGCGAGGACGUCCGCCUCAACUCCCGCCAGCGCGGUGCCCGCACCCGCCAGGCCAUCACCGCCGCAUAAACGAACCUCCCAACUCUUUAAUCUUUUAAGAAACGGAUCUUCGAUUUUUGUGGCGUGUGUGCGGUUCAUGACGUGAGCAAAAAGGGUCGGCGCGAAGUGUGGACAAACGCGGUACACCACAACAAAACCCCCCUAGGGAUAGAUUUGGUCUUUGGGUCGUGGAUGGAUUGCGUGGAUUCAAAAUACAAAAAAGAACUUUGCGGCUUUUCAUAUGCUGGUGUACAGGAAGGCUAUGGUCUCAUGGCAUUUAGGGAUUGGCAUGCGAAUUCACACGCGCAACGGUCUGCAUGGGCCACCAAUAAACAAACAUGCAACAAUGAUUCCCCCCAUGGUGGUCCCUUAGUUUACCAUGAUCGGCAUCGGCGUCAAACGGUUACGAGGAAAUGCAUUCAAUUUUGGCCUGCUUCUAUAUCAAAUCACCCCAAAAGAUGUUGCCCCUGUGAUGGGUAUGGAACACUACCCUGCCCGAAUGUCAGUGUAGUCGGCGAGGACCUCUGCUACUA
Colletotrichum scovillei is the source of this 1135-nucleotide messenger RNA. RefSeq names its product ribosomal protein L22. Lineage: Eukaryota; Fungi; Ascomycota; Sordariomycetes; Glomerellales; Glomerellaceae. The coding region runs from base 69 to 632 and encodes 187 amino acids. Gene Ontology annotation, molecular function: structural constituent of ribosome. The record is from RefSeq and is a predicted model, not a curated record. Gene Ontology annotation, cellular component: cytosolic large ribosomal subunit; ribosome. The transcript has 3 exons. Gene Ontology annotation, biological process: cytoplasmic translation.